AUGAGGUCUUUUUCCCUCCUCCUACUCUUCUUUAUUCUAGCAGCGGUCGGGUGUUCCGCCGCCGGGGAUGCGGGCACCGCCAAGACGGCGUCGAGGGUCCGGUUCGACACGGGCGGGCUGAGCCGGGAGGCGUUCCCCGCCGGGUUCGUCUUCGGGACGGCGGCGUCGGCGUACCAGGUGGAGGGCAUGGCACUUAAGGACGGGCGUGGCCCCAGCAUCUGGGACGUCUUCGUCAAGAUCCCAGGAGAGAUUGCAAAUAAUGCCACUGCGGACGUUUCAGUAGACGAGUACCAUCGAUACAAGGAGGAUGUGGACAUCAUGAAGAAGAUGAAUUUUGAUGCAUAUCGCUUCUCGAUCUCGUGGUCCAGGAUAUUCCCAAAUGGAGCGGGGAAGGUAAAUUGGGAAGGUGUGUCAUAUUACAACAGAUUGAUAAACUACAUGCUAAAGAAAGGUGUUACACCCUAUGCAAAUCUCUACCACUACGAUCUCCCAGAAGCACUUGAGAAGCAGUACAAUGGUUUGUUAAGCCCAAAAGUUGUGGAGGCAUAUGCAGACUAUGCUGAUUUUUGUUUCAAGACAUUUGGUGAUAGAGUGAAGAAUUGGUUCACUUUCAAUGAGCCAAGGGUGGUGGCAGCUCUUGGAUAUGAUGAUGGCACAUUUGCCCCAGGAAGAUGCACAAACUGUUCGGCCGGUGGGAAUUCUGCUACUGAGCCUUAUAUUGUUGCCCAUAAUCUCAUCUUAUCUCAUGCUGCUGCUGUUAAGAGGUACCGUGAGAAGUAUCAGGCUAAACAGAAAGGCAGGAUUGGAAUUCUCCUGGAUUUUGUUUGGUAUGAAGCUCUGACCAGUUCAACAGCUGACCAAGCAGCAGCUCAAAGAGCGAGAGAUUUCCAUGUGGGAUGGUUUCUCCACCCUAUUAUAUAUGGUGAGUAUCCAAAGACAAUUCAGGAGAUUGUUAAAGAGAGGCUUCCAAAAUUCACGGAGGAAGAGGUUAAGAUGGUGAAAGGCUCUAUAGAUUAUGUGGGCAUCAACCAAUACACUACUUACUACAUGUAUGAUCCACAUCAGCCUGAGCCACAAAAACCCACUAGCUACGCAAAUGAUUGGCAUGUUGGAUAUGCUUAUGAACGCGAUGGUGUGCCAAUUGGACCACGGGCACAUUCUAAUUGGCUUUACAUUGUACCAUGGGGGAUGUACAAAGCAGUGAGCUAUGUCAAGGAGCACUAUUGCAACCCAACCGUGAUCCUAUCUGAAAAUGGAAUGGAUGAUCCUGGCAACAUCACUCUACCAAAAGGGUUGCAUGACACGACGAGAAUCAAUUACUACAAGAGCUAUAUAACCGAGCUCAAGAAGGCGAUUGAUGAUGGGGCAAAUGUUAUUGGUUACUUUGCUUGGUCUUUGCUUGAUAACUUCGAAUGGAAAUCAGGUUACACAUCAAGAUUCGGGAUAGUCUAUGUUGAUUUUACAAACCUAAAGCGGUACCCUAAGAUGUCAGCUUAUUGGUUCAGAGACAUGCUUAAGAGGAAGAACUAAGUAGUGGCUCGAGUCAUG
Elaeis guineensis (African oil palm) is the source of this 1548-nucleotide messenger RNA. RefSeq names its product beta-glucosidase 1-like. The record is from RefSeq and is a predicted model, not a curated record. Gene Ontology annotation, molecular function: beta-glucosidase activity. Lineage: Eukaryota; Viridiplantae; Streptophyta; Magnoliopsida; Arecales; Arecaceae. Gene Ontology annotation, biological process: carbohydrate metabolic process.